AUGCUCCGCACAAUAUCAAGAAAACACCCGCGCUCGAUCAUCGAGAAAAGAGCUACCCACCCCAUCUUCAGCUCUCCACCCGCGCGGCCUCGCCCUCUUAGCCAUUCCGCAGCCCAGCUCACCACUCCUGGGCCUCCAAAUCCGGCAAAGAACAGGAACUCGACCAGCCCACCUUCACCAUCGCCCUUCAACAUAUGGGCCCAGAUCCGUUCCUCUCCCCGUCCAAUCCGCUACACUCUCUACACUGCAUCUGCCUUGGCAGCUACCGCCGAGACUACCUUCUGGCUGAAUGUCAUAUAUGCCAGAUGGUUCGCUGGGGAACAAGACCGAGAAAAGGCCGAUGAGUUGUUGGAGAGAUUCACUGAAGCCGUGCGGGGUUACCGAGUGAGGUAUUUGGCCAAUUAUGCGUCGUACUACAGCAAUGGGGUAUGGGGAUUGUGA
This is a messenger RNA of Paraphaeosphaeria sporulosa, 441 nucleotides long. RefSeq lists its product as uncharacterized. The record is from RefSeq and is a predicted model, not a curated record. The coding region runs from base 1 to 441 and encodes 146 amino acids. The transcript has a single exon. NCBI's taxonomy places the organism in Eukaryota, Fungi, Ascomycota, Dothideomycetes, Pleosporales, Didymosphaeriaceae.